AUGUUUUCUGAGAGAGUGAGCCGGACACAACACAAAGCGCAGCUGAGGGAGGGUGUGGAAGCAGGAGGCCGCAUUCAAGUGAGACUGGGAGAACACAACAUCAUUGCAGUUGAGGGCUAUGAGCAGUUUGUCAAUGCUGCCAAGAUCAUCAGGCACCCCAAUGUUAAUUUGAGGACCCUAAACAAUGACAUCAUGCUGAUCAAGCUCUCUUCCCUUGUGACCCUCAAUGUCAGAGUGUCCACUGUGGCUCUGUCCACCUCCUGUGCACCUGCUGGCACACAGUGUCACAUCUCUGGCUGGGGCAACACUCUCAGCUGUGGUGUCAAUAACCCAGACUUGCUCCAGUUCCUGGAUGACCCACUGCUGCCUCAGGCUGACUGUGAAGCCUCCUAUCCUAGAAAGAUCACUGAUAACAUGGUCUGUGCUGGCUUCCUAGAGGGAGGCAAGGACUCCUGCCAGGGUGAUUCUGGUGGCCCUGUGGUCUGCAAUGGGGAUCUCCAGGGUAUUGUCUCCUGGGGCUAUGGUUGUGCCCUGCCAGAUAAUACUAGUGUGUACACCAAUAUCUGCAACUAUGUGGACUAG
Apodemus sylvaticus (European woodmouse) is the source of this 582-nucleotide messenger RNA. RefSeq names its product anionic trypsin-2-like. The coding region runs from base 1 to 582 and encodes 193 amino acids. Gene Ontology annotation, biological process: proteolysis. Gene Ontology annotation, molecular function: serine-type endopeptidase activity. The record is from RefSeq and is a predicted model, not a curated record. The transcript is spliced from 2 exons. NCBI's taxonomy places the organism in Eukaryota, Metazoa, Chordata, Mammalia, Rodentia, Muridae.